AGCGACCGAUAGUGAGGUGGUAGGAUUUUUUUCUCAGAACUGCAACAAAAACCUCGCCCCCUUAGUUUAUGUCCAGCCCUGACGAGGAUAAUAUCGAUAUCCUCAGCACAAUCUUGAAAGAACCCGAAGUAGAACAGAAUCGAAAUAAGCAUUCCCCCGUCUCCUCCUCUUUUCUCCUCCCCCCGGAGCAAAAAGUGAUGUCGGCGCAGCGGAGCAAGUACGACAUCAACUUCCUGCAAGUUGCGGAUGGCAAGCCCUUCCAGCUGUCCGACUUUUCCGAUCGACCAUUAGUCGUGCACUUCUACACGAUAUGCAUUGCAAAUAUGUCUGGGUCUGGAAGGAUGCGAACUUGUGAUGCGCAUUUCACAACACAGACAAAUCUCUCAUGCAUAGGCAGCAAAAGGCGCCCAUUUCCUGUCACCAAAAUGGGGGAUUUGUCAUGCGGAUUAAGCAACGCGGAAGCUUCUCGAAAUCUGUGAUGCUAGGGCUUCCAUGACAGACAUUUUGUGUCGUGCAGGAACAGCAUGACAAAAAUCUGCAUUCUUCCAGACCCAGACAUUUUUGCAUUUGAUACACGAGCUGAGGCGGGUGUUGGCCCUGCGCCAAACAGAUGGAGCGGUGGGCGUCCAGCGACAAGUACUU
Messenger RNA from Amoebophrya sp. A120, 642 nucleotides. The record is from the annotation of a GenBank genome assembly. NCBI's taxonomy places the organism in Eukaryota, Dinophyceae, Syndiniales, Amoebophryaceae.